UGGAGCACAAACUCCGCUCUGGAAUCCCCAUCACGUCAUCGCCGUAUUGUGAGUAUAUAGGCCACUCGCAAAAACCGAAAGGAACUAUAAAUAAGCCACACAUCAAUUGAAUUUACAUCAAGAUGUCGACCGAGGGCGAAUACGAGUCGAUCCUUUGCGUUAAACCCGACGUCAACGUUUAUCGAAUACCACCGAGGGCUACAAAUCGUGGAUACAGGGCAGCAGACUGGAAGCUGGAUGUUCCCGAUUGGUCAGGGCGCAUGCGGAUAACGGCGAAGGGGAAAGUGGCCUACAUCAAACUGGAAGACAAAGUCUCAGGGGAGCUGUUUGCUCAGGCCCCUGUCACUGAGUAUCCUGGCAUCGCAGUUGAAACCGUAAGCGACUCCAGUCGCUACUUUGUCCUGCGAAUACAGGAUGACAAUGGCCGCAGUGCGUUUAUUGGCGUUGGAUUCGCAGACAGAGGGGACUCUUUUGACUUCAACGUGUCUUUGCAGGACCACUUUAAGUGGGUGAAACAAGAGAAUGAGAUCAGCAAAAACCCUCAGGGUGCAGCUUUGGGACCAAAGCUGGACUUGGGAUUUAAAGACGGACAAACCAUCACCCUUAAUAUUGGGCAAGGCAAAAAGAGGGAUAAGCCACGCCCACAGGGGGCAGGUGGGCUCGGUCUCCUACCGCCGCCACGAAAAGGAAAGAUGGCUCCUCCUCCUUCCUCUGCCUUCUCCAAUCACAACACUGUGCCUCAAACAGGAGGCUCAGAUACGGGCUGUUUGCUAGAUCUGGACAGUAGUAACUCCAACACUGUGGUCCAAUCAUCCAACCCCAGCAGUGAUCUUUGGGGAGACUUCUCCUCUCCUGCAAGUUCGCUCCCUCCAACAUCGCGACAAGAGCACACGCCGAAUUGGGGCCGGUUUUGAGUCCACAUCAUCGCCUUUCUCAUUGGUCUCCACCGCUGAACGCAACGCCUCCCUCCGUCGCUACAAACACAGUCAAAGCAAACUUUCCAAGAGACGAAGAACACCAUGUACGUCUAGAAAGUCUUCAACAAAUCUAAGAAUGGACGUACACUACAAUCUCCUCCCAAAGUAA
Oncorhynchus gorbuscha (pink salmon) is the source of this 1086-nucleotide messenger RNA. RefSeq names its product NECAP endocytosis associated 1 (gene necap1). The transcript is spliced from 8 exons. Bases 123 to 914 code for a protein of 263 amino acids. Gene Ontology annotation, biological process: endocytosis. Gene Ontology annotation, cellular component: clathrin vesicle coat; membrane. Lineage: Eukaryota; Metazoa; Chordata; Actinopteri; Salmoniformes; Salmonidae. The record is from RefSeq and is a predicted model, not a curated record.